AUGCCGUUUGGGUUAAAAAAUUCCGGUGCGACAUAUCAGCGAAUGGUUGAAAAGGUGUUUGCAGAGUGGAUACAUAAAACGUUGGAAGUCUACUUUGACAAUAUGCUGGUAAAAAGUAAAAAAGCGGAAGAUCAUGUGGAUAAUUUGAGAGAAAUCUUUGAACAAAUGCGAAAGUUUAAUGUUAAGGUAAACCCAGAAAAAUGUGUCUUUGGAGUAUCUUCUGGAAAAAUUUUGGGUUACAUAAUAUCAAAAGAAGGAAUCGAAGUUCAUCCAGAAAAAGUACAAGCAGUCCGAGACAUGCCACCACCUGCCACUAUAAAAGAUGUUCAGAAAUUAAAUGGCUUGAUAGCAUCGCUGGGGAGAUUUUUUUCGCGCUCUUCAGAUAAGUGCGAUCACUUUUUUAAUAUCCUAAAGAAGGGAACAAAAUUUGUGUGGACAGAAGAGUGCGAUAAAGCAUUGCAGAGCAUAAAAAAUUGCUUAAUGAAUCUAUCAAUCAUGCAGAAGGCAAUACUAGGAGAAGAAUUGCUCUUGUAUUUGGCAUCAAAACCAUCUGCUUUAAGUGCUGUUUUGAUACACGUGGAUCAAGGAGUUGAGAAACCAAUAUAUUACAUAAGCAAGGCGUACAACUCAGCAGAGAUAAAUUACUCAAAAAUAGAAAAACUAAUUCCCGCACUGGUUUAUGCAUCAUUCAAACUUCGCAUUUAUUUCCAGGCUCACAAAAUUAAAGUACUAACAAGAGUACCAAUAGAACUUACAAUGAAGAAUUCGAGAAAAUCAGGAAGGAUUGAAAGGUGGAAUGCACUGUCGGGGAAUUACAAUAUUAGUUAUGAAGUAUUGUCAUCACCUAAAUCGCAAGUUAUCGUAGAGUUCCUUGCAGAGUUUCCCGUAGAAGAAGAUGAAUACGUUGAAGACAUGAUGGAUGUUGAUGAAGAAUAUGGAAAUCCAAAAGAUCUAUUGACAGAUCAGAAUCCAAAUAGAUGGGAAAUAUUAGUCGACGGAUCGUCUAAUGGAGAAGGAAAUGGAAUCGGAAUUGUGUUCAUUUCACCAAAAGGAGUGCGAAUAGCUUACUCUUUCAGGGUGGAGGUCGCAUCCACAAAUAAUGAAACUAAAUAUGAAGCAGUAAUCCAUGCGUUAAAAUUAGCAAUCGAAAUGCAGAUAAAAGAAGCCAGAAUAACUAGUGAUUCACAAUUGGUAAUUCGACAAAUUGAAGCUUCGUAUAGUACAAAUGAGCCAUCUCUGCAAAAAUAUAAGAAAUUAGUGUCAGAAUUAGCAGCACAAAUUCAAAAAGUAAGCUGGAGAGACAUCGGCAGAAAAGAUAACAGGUUCGAAGAUGCAUUAGCCUUUAUUCCUUCCAUGUUAGUAUAUCCAGUUGCACGAGACUUGAAAAUCCAAACACUUUAUUGGCCUUCCGUAAAGAAAGAAGAAGAAGAAGAAGUUGUGGAUGCGAUGAUCGUAGAAAAUAUUCCAUAUGAACAACAAACCGAAGAAGAAGAUUGGAGAACUGAGCUUCAUUUAUACUUAGAAAAGGGAGAAUUACCGAGAAACAGAUUAGAAGCUCAUAAAUUAAAAAGUCGUGCGACAAAUUAUGAGUUAAGAGAUAGUAUCCUAUAUAGAAGAUCAUUCCUUGGACCUUCCCUUAGAUGCUUGAUACGAAAAGAAUGUAUAGAAAUCUUAAAGGCGCUACACUAUGGAGAUGCUGGCAAUCAUAGUGGAGGAAGAUCAUUAGCAUACAAAGCAAGAAUACAAGGGUAUUAUUGGCCAUAUAUGCAUGAAUAUGCAAAAAAAGUGUCAAGGCGAUGUGAAGAAUGCCAACGUCAUGGGAAAAGAAUACACGCACCGGGGGCAAUGCUAAAUAAUUCGGUAAAUGCAUGGCCAUUCGGAAGGUGGGGAAUUGAUAUAGUUGGUCCAUUUAUACCAGGAACCAGAAAACGAAGGUAUCUUAUCGUCUAUUUCACAAAAUGGGCAGAAGUAAAAGCAGUACAACAUAUUCGUGAUAAGGAUAUAUUCACAUUCAUAUUUGAGAACAUAAUAUGCAGAUUUGGCAUCCCAGCUCAGUUAGUGUCUGAUAAUGGAAAACAUAAUGGGCAAGCAGAGGCAACAAAAAAGAUGAUCGCAGACACUUUGAAAAAGAAGUUAGAAGGGCAUAAUAAAGGAUGGUGCGAAAAAGUACAUAAUGUAGUAUGA
Messenger RNA from Papaver somniferum (opium poppy), 2184 nucleotides. RefSeq lists its product as uncharacterized. Gene Ontology annotation, molecular function: RNA-DNA hybrid ribonuclease activity; nucleic acid binding. The record is from RefSeq and is a predicted model, not a curated record. The transcript has 2 exons. Lineage: Eukaryota; Viridiplantae; Streptophyta; Magnoliopsida; Ranunculales; Papaveraceae. Bases 1 to 2184 code for a protein of 727 amino acids.